Australozyma saopauloensis is the source of this 870-nucleotide messenger RNA. RefSeq names its product mitochondrial 54S ribosomal protein uL5m. Gene Ontology annotation, biological process: translation. NCBI's taxonomy places the organism in Eukaryota, Fungi, Ascomycota, Pichiomycetes, Serinales, Metschnikowiaceae. Gene Ontology annotation, cellular component: cytosolic large ribosomal subunit; ribosome. Bases 1 to 870 code for a protein of 289 amino acids. The record is from RefSeq and is a predicted model, not a curated record. Gene Ontology annotation, molecular function: RNA binding; structural constituent of ribosome. The transcript has a single exon.
AUGUUGAAACAGUGUCUGCGCCUGUUCUCGACCGCCGGCGCCCGUCUCGGCGGCUACUCGACGGUCCAGCCCGUGCACCAUCUUGUCAAAAUCAAAAAAAGUGCCUUGAUGCCCAAGUACGACGAGGUCUCCAUCCCCAAAGAUGACAUCGAAUCUGUAGGCUUCAGACCAACCGAAAUCGAACAGGAUCGUGUUGCCGAACACUACCGCAACUCGCUCAAGAGCGACUUGAUGUUGUAUUUCUACGAGCACGACGCUGAGGUCGUCCGCGGUCAGAAACUCAGAGACCACGACCCAACCUCUCCAUAUGCGUUGUAUCGUCACAAAAGAAAGCCUCGCGGGUUCGGAAGACCCACACGUGAUGUGUACCCCAUUGGUCCCACCAACAUCCCUGAGCUUACGGGGAUCUCGCUCAAUCUCUACGCUAAAGAUGCCCAUGUAUACCCAUGGCUCAACAUCUCCACCAGCUUGCAGUUGGCCCAGAUCACAAACGUGAAGCCCAAGCCUGUCAAAUCGAAGAUCAACGACUUGAGUUGGAAGGUGCGUAUGGGAAAGAGAUGUGGUGCCAAGGUGGAGUUGACCGGCUCCGACAUGAGCCAGUUCUUGCUGACGCUCACCGAAUUGGUGUUGCCCAGAAUAAGAACGUUCCGCGGUGUGCCCAAGAAGUCUGGUGACAAGUUCGGUAACAUUUCCAUUGGUUUGGAUCCAGAGGACGUCAAGUUCUUCCCAGAGAUUGAACACUUCCAGGAGUUGUUCCCCAACCUUUUCGGUUUCCACAUCACAUUCAAGACCUCUGCGCGUACCGAUGAUGCUGCCCGUGUGUUGUUGAGCUCACUCGGGUUGCCAUUUGAGAAUGCUCCUGCCAUGUAA